GGAUAAAGUAGAAGAAACAUAGAGAUAGAGAAGAAAUCAUGAAGAGAAAGAGAUACGAGAUGGAGAAGAAGAAGACAGAGCUUCAAACCGCCAUUGAAGAGCUCUCUCUUUUCAUCGUAACUAAACCUGCAGAUAACACUGAAGCUACACAUAUACCCUUGAGGCCUCUUCUCUCUUUCUGCAACUUAAUCAUCCAAGUUCUUGAUAAGAUAGGACCGACAAUGGCUGUUCUUAGACAAGACAUUGAUCAAAAUAUUCAGAGAUUAGAGAAAGUUUGUGAAACAGAUUCUUGUGUUUACUCCAAUUUGGUUGAGAUUCUGAAGAAAGAAAAGGAGGAAGGAACAUCCAAGAUGGUUGCUAGUUGCAGUAGAGCUCUUUUUUGGCUCACUAGGACAAUGGAUUUUACUUCUGGUUUACUACGAUUGUUGUCGAAAGAGAUGUCGUCGAAAAUGGAAGAACUUGUAGAGGAAUGCUACAUGACGACUUUAAAACCGCAUCAUGGAUGGAUCGCCUCUGCUGCUUUCAAAGUGUGUCUGAAGCUAGUGCCUGACAACAAGACGUUCAUGGACGCGAUCGGUGCAAGAGACGAGAGUUAUGAUACCUUAAGAGAAGACAUCGAUACCUUAAGCUCAUUGUUGACACCUAUUCUCAAAGAAAUCUACUUUGUUCUGGCAUUUCAUGCGUACUCAAGAAGUGGUGAUUUCGAUUUAGAAUCAGGAACUAUCAGAAAAUCUAGAAAGCCUAAGAAUUCGUUUUCGAAAAUGAUCAAAUCUCUCGGGAAUCGUCUUCACCACAUGUUCAAAUUGCAUCCGAUUCUCGUUUUCAUCGUUUGCCUCUCGUUUGGUAUCACAGUUCUGAUACUUUUAUCGUCGAUUUACGAGAACCAUUUUAGAUCAACGGUUAGUUAUUAUAAGAAGAAUGAUUUGGAUAACGAUGGUUAUCCAUUUGCCAAUCUGAAAAACCUUGUGAUGGUAGCUGGACAUUCUGUUUAUACGAGUAGUGAUUGUGGUAAAGUUGAUAAGGAGGAUUCGUGGUUCUUGGAGUCUUAUCAGAAGAAUCCAGGUCAAGCUGCAACGUUCUUGAGUCAUAUACAAGAAGGCGUUGAAGCUGCAGGGAAAGAUGAUGAGUCUUUGCUUCUAUUCAGUGGUGGAGAGACUCGUAAAGAUGCAGGACCUCGUAGUGAAGCUCAGAGUUAUUGGGCUGUUGCUGAGUCUAAAGGAUGGUUUGGUAAGGAUGAGGUGAGGUCGAGGGCAUUGACGGAAGAGCAUGCUAGAGACAGCUUUGAGAAUCUUCUCUUUAGCGUUUGUCGAUUCAGAGAGCUUACAGGGUCCUACCCACAAAACAUAACAGUAGUGAGUUAUGAUUUUAAGGAGGAGAGAUUUGCGCAUUUGCAUCGUUCAGCAAUGGGAUUUCCGGAAUCAAGAUUCUUUUACUUAGGAACCCCAGCUUCUCUAUCAUCCAAAGAAGGCGCUCUAAAAGGCGAGGCUAUGGUUAGAUCUCAGUUUCAAGAUGAUCCAUACGGAUGUGUUGGUUCGCUUUGGCGUAAGAAGCUGAAGCGUGACCCUUUCCACAGGACUCUACCUUAUCCUAAUGGUUGCCCUGAAAUUGGAGGAUUGUUCAAGUAUUGUGGUUCAGCUCCUUUUCCUGGCUCUCUCCCAUGGGACCGAUCUCUGUAAGAUCUAUACUAGACUUGCUUAGAGGAACCAAUACUUAUCAAAGAACUUGUUGGUAGAGAAACUCUUUUUUCUUUUUUUGUUACUUUCUACCAAUAUUUAGAUUAUACAGAGAAACUUCAGAAUCUUUGUAUUCUGCUUUCAUGAGUUGUCAAAAACAGAGAAUUUUACUUGUAUCAAAUAAAAUUUACCUAAAAUA
Molecule: messenger RNA, 1872 nt
Organism: Arabidopsis arenosa
Lineage: Eukaryota; Viridiplantae; Streptophyta; Magnoliopsida; Brassicales; Brassicaceae
Source: the annotation of a GenBank genome assembly